AUGAAGAGACUAAUUUUGUUGCUUCUGUUUUGUCACCUUGCUUUUGCAGGUAAGAUAGUGAAACACUCGCUGACGUUUUUCCUCACAGCGUCCUCUGGAGUCAAAAACAUCCCAGAUUAUGUGGUUGUUGUGUUGGUUGAUGAAGUUCUAGUAGGUCAGUGUGACAGCGUCAGGAAGAUACCAGAAACCAGACAGGACUGGGCACAAAAAAUGAUAGACGAUUAUCCACAACACUUGCAGAUGUACAUUCAGAAUUGUUUGUCAAGCCAACACGAGAACAAAGCUCACAUCAACAUGUUGAAGAAGCAACUGAACAAAACUGGAGAUGUCCACAUCUUCCAGAGAAUGACUGGCUGCGAAUGGGACAAUGAGACUGGAGAGAUUAAUGGAUUUGUUCAGUUCAGUUAUGAUGGAGAAGACUUCUUAGUAUUUGACCUGAAGACACUGACAUGGAUCGCUCCAAAACCACAAGCUGUCAUCACCAAACAUCAGUGGGACAGAGAUAGACCUGAAAAUGAAUGGUGGAAAUACUUCCUCACCCACCGUUGUCCUGAGUUAGUGAAGAUAUAUUUGGACUAUGGGAAGAGCUUUCUGAUGAGAACAGAGCUUCCCUUAGUGUCUCUCCUCCAGAAGACUCCCUCCUCUCCAGUCAGCUGCUUCGCUACAGGUUUCUACCCUGACAGAGCCGAGAUGUUGUGGAGGAAAGAUGGAGAGGAGCUUCAUGAGAACGUGGAACUUGGAGAGAUCCUCCCCAACCAUGAUGGAUCCUUCCAGAUGAGUGUUGACCUGAACCUUUCAUCAGUCACACCUGAAGAAUGGAGGAGGUACGAAUGUGUGUUUCAGAUCUCUGGUGUGAAGGACGACAUCAUCACCAAACUGGACAAAGAUGUGAUCAAAACCAACUGUGUUUCUCCCUCAGAGUUCCCUGCUAGUCCUGUUAUUGGAGGUGUUGUAGGACUGCUGCUCCUGGCAGUCUGCAUCACUGGAGUCUUCAUCUGGAGAACGAGAAAUAAUGGAUUCAGGCCUGCAAACUCUUCAGACUCAUGAUCCUUUUAAAAUUCUUCAGUCAAAGAUGC
This is a messenger RNA of Scomber scombrus (Atlantic mackerel), 1076 nucleotides long. Its product is annotated as major histocompatibility complex class I-related gene protein-like. Lineage: Eukaryota; Metazoa; Chordata; Actinopteri; Scombriformes; Scombridae. The record is from RefSeq and is a predicted model, not a curated record. The coding region runs from base 1 to 1047 and encodes 348 amino acids. Gene Ontology annotation, cellular component: external side of plasma membrane. Gene Ontology annotation, biological process: immune response. The transcript has 7 exons.